This is a messenger RNA of Mugil cephalus (flathead mullet), 7130 nucleotides long. RefSeq names its product palmitoyltransferase ZDHHC5-A-like. The coding region runs from base 2302 to 4860 and encodes 852 amino acids. The transcript is spliced from 12 exons. Lineage: Eukaryota; Metazoa; Chordata; Actinopteri; Mugiliformes; Mugilidae. Gene Ontology annotation, molecular function: palmitoyltransferase activity. Gene Ontology annotation, biological process: protein palmitoylation. The record is from RefSeq and is a predicted model, not a curated record.
GGCAGAUGAUGACAACUAUGAAAUUAUUACAGGGUUCUCAGUAUUUAUUAUGUGGGCGGUGCAGAGGUCUCAGAGACUCAUGCUUGUAAUAUAAAAUAUUUCUCGUUAGUGGGGUUUAAUCACGGUUUAGAGCAGCAGUGACGCCCAGUCCGGGAGAGUGAGUGGGUUUUGCCUGUCGUCCAAUCAUUUUUAUUGCGGCAAUCCUGCGGCUGAACCCCGGCUUCGGAGUGUUGAUGUGCCGACCUCUGGGAAUCUCUGGGCCGCUGUUAUUAUGGAAGCGUGAGGGAAACUCAUCAUUGAUUUGGGAUUCUGUUCAAGCGGCUGUUUCCCCUUUUUUUUUUUUUUUUUUUUUUUCCUUUUACUUCCGAGGAGGACGAGGAGCCGGUUGGCAGAUGCUAACAGAAGCAGCUUCGGCUCCGAGCUAACGGCUGGUUUAAUUAGCUCCAGGCUAACGGUUAGUUACGUUAGAUUCUGACUAAUAGUUAGUUCAAGUUAGCUCCAAGCUAACGGCUAGUUGAGCUAGCCCCUGGCUAACGGUUUGUCAGGUUAGCUUCUGGCUAAUGGCUAGUCAAGUUAUUCCUUUGCCGACGGUUAGUCAGGUUAGCUUGUGACUGAACGUUAGUCAGGUUAGCUCCUGGAUAACGGAUAUUCAAGCUAGCUGCCUGUAGUAACGGGUCGUGUCGGUGGCUGGUUAGUUAGCCACCUUAGCCAAUCGCGUACUGGGAUAGCUAGCCACCAGGAGAAGACCUGCACCCACUGGCACCGCUGAAUUACUCUCUUGUGGAUUGCGAUGGAUUUUAAGACUCAUCUCGCCCGAUAAUAGACGGAUAAGCGGAAAUAAUGUGAGCAGGACCGGUUCGUCCCAUUCACUGCUUCUGGACCCGGAGCUACUUAAAAAACAUCCAUCACAGGUGCAGCAUCCUGAUCCGACAUCAGACUGGAUUCAUCUCACUUCCGGAGGUUUGCGAUAAACACAAUGUGAUCCACGUCACGACCAAGGAAGCCACUGAUUGACACUGGAAGAGAAAAGGUGCUUGCAUCCUGUUUUUUUUUUGUUUUUUUUGAGGACAUACAAGGAUUCUUCCAACCAGAAAACCUCAGGUUAAUCCAACUUGCCAUCCACACGAACAAACCACUACUUUUCACAUUUUGGGUUGUUUUUGGGACACUGCUCCACAGAGACUGUAUCCUCCAAGGAAAUAUCUGAGCUCCAGUGCUCUCUGCUGGGGAAGGAAGCCGAGGGAAGUCCCUGGAGAAGAGGGAUAAAAAGAAAACAGCCUGGAGCCGGGGAGGGCGGCGCUUGCGUGCCUAACUGGCAUGGACGUCCUCUAACGCAGCCGAACAAUGAAACUACACGAGACAAUACUAUCAUCGCCGUCAUCUCUAUCAGCGCUGAGUGCAGCUGUGCUAUCUCAAGCACAUGCGUACUAAUGGAUGUUCCACUGGAUUUCCACCUCGACGUUUCGGGAAGUACCGCGCCACCACUUUCUUGUCUUCCAGUCUCAUUCAUGGUGCAGUCAGACAGAGAGGUGGUUUGACUCGGCCACUGGUGGGGCUCAGGGAUGCCCCGACACCGGAAAACCAGGCUACUCGACUGGCCCGCUUACAUACUCUCCUUUCCAAUACAAGUCUUGGACUGAAAGCAAGUUGUCUACUCCUGACAUUUCCAUUUGCAAGACUUCCUUAUUUCUGUCACACUACUACUACAGCUGGAUACUGAAAACUUUAACAUCCAACUGGGAUAUCAGGACCUGAAGAAGCCAAAUCAUUCAAUCACAGCCACUUUUUCUUUUAAGCUUUCCUCUCAUUUCUUCAUGUCCAACUCCCACCGAAACAGAUCUACCUCGGCCAACUCUUGUACCUCACCGUAAUCACAUUUUCACAACAUUCAAACUGGAGCAGUUCAUAUCAAGAGCCUGUUGUGUUUAUCAGUUCACGGCACCAACUCACUGAAGAACUUAAAUUAUUGUGUCAGAAGAGUCUUUUUUUCUACUAAAUAAUAGCCAUGUUUUUUUUAGAUUGCACUAUAAUAAUGUUUUGCGCAAGCAUCUGAUUUACCUUUUUUUUUUUCUUUUUACGCUCGUACUGUUGGAGAAAAGGCCCAGUAAUAACGAUGACUUCAUGUUGGCUGAAUCUUCCCAACUCUUCUCUCUUUAAGUGACCGGAGAGUCACUUAAAGGAUUCACUCUGCAGCCGUUCCUCUGUUUGUCUUUUCCUUUUCCUUUUCCUUUUUCUGUCACCAUCUCCACUCUAGUGGGUGAGUGAACAGACGCAUACACUCAUCCCCGCACUCAGCCAGUGAUGCCAGGUAGUAGUAGUAAGAGUGGCGGGCGGGGUCCGUCCUCGUCACCGCUGCCUCACGCCGUCGUCCCACCGAGCAGACCGCUGCGACCGUCCCGCUAUGUCCCCGUGUCGGCGGCCACUUUCUUCCUGGUCGGCUCCACCACGCUCUUCUUCUGCUUCACGUGUCCGUGGCUCUCGGAGCGUUUCUCCGUCGCUGUGCCCAUCUACAAUGGAGUCAUCUUCCUCUUUGUUCUGGCUAACUUCUGCAUGGCCACGUUCAUGGACCCCGGCAUCUUCCCUCGAGCUGAGGAGGACGAAGACAAGGAGGAUGACUUCCGUGCUCCGCUCUACAAGACGGUGGAGAUCAGAGGGAUCCAGGUCCGGAUGAAGUGGUGUUCGACCUGUCGCUUCUACCGGCCGCCGCGCUGCUCCCACUGCUCCGUCUGCGACAACUGUGUCGAGGACUUUGACCACCACUGUCCGUGGGUGAACAACUGCAUCGGCAGGAGAAACUACCGCUACUUCUUCCUCUUCCUCCUGUCUCUGACGGCUCACAUCAUGGCCGUGUUUGGCUUCGGCCUCCUCUUCAUCCUCUACCACCGGCAGAACAUCGACCGCCUGCACGCCAUCGUCACACUGGCUGUAAUGUGUGUUGCAGGCCUGUUCUUCAUCCCUGUUGCCGGCCUCACGGGCUUCCACAUAGUCCUUGUGGCCAGAGGCAGGACGACCAAUGAACAGGUCACGGGGAAGUUCAGAGGCGGCGUUAACCCUUUCACCAACGGCUGCUGGAACAAUGUCUCCCAUGUUCUCUGCAGUUCACAGGCACCAAGGUAUCUGGGCAGGAAGAAGUUUGUGCAGAGUGUGUGUGUUCAGCCUCCUUUUCUGAGGCCUCAGCUGACUGAGGCUCAGCUGGCAGCAAAGAUCCUGGACAACGGCAUCCAGGGAGACCUGCACAGGUCCAAGUCCAGUCUGGAGAUGAUUGAGAGCCAGUCAUGUGACACUGAGCCUCCUCCUCCUCCUAAACCAGAGCUCCGCUAUCCUGGAAUCACCAGAGGAAACGCAGAGGAGUGCAGCCUGCUGAACAAAGCCCCGCCCACUCCCACCAUGUAUAAAUACAGGCCGACCUACAGCCCCGGGAAGAACCACACAGCGCUCACGCACGCUUACGCCAACCAGCUAAGUCAGGGGGAGAGCGCCGCCAGGGACUCCUCCUCCUCCUCCUCCCUCCUCCAAGCCAGCCAGCAGCCCGGUUUCCGCUCGCAGCCCAGCCUGGACCGCCGGGACGCCUCCUCGGACCGGGCGGGAGGGGAAGGAGGUGCGGAGAGGAGGGAGGGAGGGAGGGAGGCGGGAGGAGGAGGAAGCGGAGGAGGCAUCCCCGGCUACUCCCUCGGCGGGCGCUCCUACCCCUCCUUCUCCGACCCCACCGUCCUGUCGGGGGUCGCGUCUCGAUCCUCCAGCUCCACCCACACCUCAGCGGGCGCCGCCCACGUCUCCGAGGCAACCACCACAUCGGCGAGCUUCAAGAGCUUAGCCAAUCAGACGCCGCCUCCUCACCACCACCCUCCUCCUCGCAACGGGAGCCUGUCGUACGACAACCUGCUGGCGGGGGCCGAGGAGUUUGAGAAAGGGGGGCCGGCGGCCCCUGAGGCGUACUCCGGGAGACCCUGUACGCCCGCCGCCGGGGGCUACAACUCCCCCUUCUUGUCGUCGCAACAGAGGGAUGCCGAGACGCACUCCCAGUCCUCCCAGUCGCCCCACCACCGCUCCUCCUCCUCCACCUCCUCCCACCACCACCACCACCACCACCACCACCCCUUCCUCCAUCGCUCCUCCUCCUCCACCUCCUCCUCUCCACCUCCUCCCUUAGAGAGGGAGCGCCUGCUGGGUGAGCCCCACCCACCGGCCAAUCACACCUCCGGGACCCCGUCCUCAGCCCCUGCCCCGCCACACCACCACCACCACCACCACCAUCACCACCACUCCCACCACCACCAUCACUCCUCCUCCGCCUCCUCCUCCUCCGCGACCUCCCGCCCUCCGUGCUUCGCCGGCCCUCACGCCGUGCCCCACCACGCCUACCCCUACCGCACCCGCUCCACCGACACCCCGCUGGGCACCACGUCCACCACCCACCCUCCCCGCUCGCCGCACCCUCCGCCUCUCGGGAAGUCGCUCUCCUACUCGAGCGCCGCCGCCGCGGAAAUGCAGUACCGCCUGGUCCGCAAGGCUUCGGCCUCAGCCGGGGCUAAUGCAGCCGGGGUAGGAGGUGGAGGAGGAGGAGGAGGAGGAGCAGGAGGGAUGGGAGGAGGAAUACAUGCACCCAAGGAUGAGCCGAUCCAGAUGACGCCUCCGGGUCGGACCAACGGCGGCGGAGGCCAGCCCUUCUCCUCAACCACCUCCUCCUCCUCCUCCGCCCCUCCCUCCCCCUUUCACCCCGCCCACGUCUCCGCCCGGCCCGGAGCGGCGGCCUCUCCCAGCACAGCACCGACUCAGAGCCCGGCCCACAAGCCCCAGGGCGGGGUGGGGGUGAAGAAGGUGACGGGCGUCGGGGGCACCACUUACGAGAUUUCUGUCUGAGCCGCUCCAGUCCAGCUCCAUCUCCGGGACCGACGCCGUCUCCUGCCUCUGAAGGGAUUUAAGGAAGUGGUGAAGGACGGAUUUUUAUUAGUCUGACUCCUGCUGCUACACAACCACCUCAGUAAAGACCUGGAGCCGCACAAGCCAGGACCGAUCGGCACCGACUCAUAGUUAGUAGGUAGUUUCAGGUUCUGGGUGUUGCAUGGCGUUGGCGUAGCGACGGCGAGGCGGUACCACUGCCAGGGUUCGGGGCUGGAUCCCCCCUGGGACCAGGACCAAGGACGUCUGGGACAGGGUCCAACAUGAGCCUGAUUAGAGCGCGGGACCCGGGGAAAGAAGAGUCCGGUCCAGGCGAAGGGCUUCCUACAGACUAACUGAAACCGAGGCGGUUCUGGUCCCGUUCUGGCGUCGGUUAAACUUCUACAGAUGGAGCGUGACGUGGACGGACCGGUCGCUCAUCGACGUCUUUCUUCGCAGCCUUCCAGGUUAGUAGCAUCCGAUGACAAUCUGCCGGUGGCCGGACAGACCAGACCGAGGCCACAUGUGAACUCUGGCUGCGUGACUUUACUAUUUUUGUCAAAUGGAAGGAAAAAAAACAAAAAAAAAAAAACAACAAAUAUCUGAGGGGAAAUGAAGCGAUUUUCUCCCCUCGUGCUCUGACUUGUCGGUUUAUUCCUAGAUGUGAAUAUGAUUCCAUGUUUUGUACAGGAUGGUGUGAUUUUAAAUGUGAAUUUCGUUUUUUUGUAAAAAAAAAAACACAAAAAAAAAACACAAAAAAAGAAAAAGACAAACCAGUGGUGUUCUAGCGGGACAGCAUGCGUUACUGCGAGCGGCCGACGUGAAUACGGAAAACUUCGACCUUUGGCCUUUUUCAUGGGUGACGUGCUCCUGAAGAUCCACUCGUCGAGCAAAAUGCCUUGAAAAUUCAAGUGUCGUCAGUAUAAUUUUAUUUUUUAUUUCACCUAUUUAAUUAGACAUUGUUUUAUAUACAUUUAUAUGGAAAUAUUGCUAUUGAUAAAUGAAGAGUUUUUAAUAUUGACACAAACGCGUGGAGGGACGGGGCGGGUGGUUACUGUUGUGUCUGAUCGGUUUCAGUUGAGCUCCGGCAACUAAUUAAGACAAUUAGCAACUUUGUAAAUGUGAUAUUUUCCAGUGAAGGACGGGAGCGUAUUUCUGACGUGGCCUUACAGUCACAUUGCGUCGUAUAACUCACACAAAGAGUUUAUGUCACAGACUAGACAUCGAUAUCAAUGUUGAACUAAGUGUUGGGGCCACUGUUAAAAAAAAAUAUAUAUAUAUAAAUAUAGGACCUUUUUAAAAGAAAGCAAUUAAGAUGUUACUUGAUUUAUCUUUUCUGUUUUUGAGAGAGAGGAAAAGUUGGAAUUUUACAAAUCAUUCCUGGAUAAAGUUGUAAUUUAAGAAGAAGAAGAAGAAGAAACAAAAACAACUCUGUGACCAAAAUAAAGCAACAAAUUGUCAAAGAUCGCUGUAAUAUACAACUCUCAAGUCAUGAGAAUAAAAAGGGUUCAAUCUGGACGAUGAUCCACUUGGUGUUUCUCCAUCUUCUCAUGGUUUGUGAGUCUGUCGGUAAAAGAGGGGACACAUCAUCACCACCAACACCCAGGAACAAGCUCAACAUGAGGACACCCGACCUGUGAAGAUCCCAAGUAAGAUGGACAAAAUAUGAUUUGGGAUGGUCAUAAUGUUGUGGCUGAUUAGUGUAUAUGUUAAUGACCUCACCUCUUCGUCCUCGGACCACACUGGAGUUUUAUUUAAUGUAGUGAACUUGUUCUGAAACUUCAGUCUGCACGUCACUUUAGUUUAAAUUAACUUUAUUGGAACUGACACUGGACAAGACAAGAUUAGUAUUUUCUGUUCGUGCGUAGCAGUGAAAUCCGUGUCGCAGUCAGUCGAUCCACACAUCCAUCGUCUAUAUGUACAGAUUUAAUUUUAAUAAAAACUAAGAUCAUACGAAGCUUCAGAAUCAGCAAAUUCAACAACUUGACCGAGUUGUCUGUUUGCUGGAAUGUGGCAAUUUGUGUCGCUCCAACCCACAAAAAGAAGAAAAACAAAACAAAAACAGACAGAAUUUAAAGUAAUAAGGCCGACACACUGGGAAUGUUUAACGGAAACAGGAGUGUGAUAACAAAUAAAAUAAAGGUUUGAAAAAGCUUGGAAGAGGAAUGAAACCUUGACAAACGUCUCAAACUCCUGCACAUGCGUGAAGCCUGAACGCACCGUUAAAUACUGCAAUGAGUUCUACGUUAAAA